AUGGACCUGCUUCAUCGGACUCAUAUGCUAGAUGCUAGUCCAGUCUCUACUCCAUCCAGUAGUAAGCGGCUCAGUCUCACUGAUGGCACUCCAUUGGCUGAUGGAACCGAAUAUAGGAGUGUUGUGGUAGCCCUGCAGUACCUUACUCUCACUCACCCUGAUAUUUCUUAUGUUGUCAACCAAUUAUGUCAGUUUUUACAUUCUCCUACUACUGUUCACUGGGUAGCUGUGAAACGUAUUUUGCGGUAUCUGAAACAUACUCCAACUUCUGGCUUGUUUUAUGCUCCUAGCUCUCUGAAUUUGGUUGCUUACUGUGACUCUGAUUAUGCUGGUGAUCCUGACACUAGAAUUUCAACUGGUGGCACUUGUAUAUAUUUGGGCUCUAAUCUUAUCUCUUGGAGUUCAAAGAAGCAGAAUGAGGUUUCUCGUUCAAGUACUGAGACUGAGUAUCGUCAACUGGCCUAUACCGCUGCCCAUCUUUCAUUAUCAUUAUAUCCGUGA
This is a messenger RNA of Argentina anserina (silverweed cinquefoil), 501 nucleotides long. RefSeq lists its product as uncharacterized. NCBI's taxonomy places the organism in Eukaryota, Viridiplantae, Streptophyta, Magnoliopsida, Rosales, Rosaceae. The transcript has a single exon. The record is from RefSeq and is a predicted model, not a curated record. The coding region runs from base 1 to 501 and encodes 166 amino acids.